UGAGCUGUGUCCCUUGGACACAGCGGAUCACGGAAAGAGCCAAAGAUCUGUGUCCAAUCACAGCUGAUCACGUGUAAACACGGAAAUGCCGGUUAUCAGCAUUUCUCUCCUCUCAAGCUGUCACACUGACAGCUUGAGAGGAGAGCAAGGGACAUGUACACUGAUCAUCAGGGCAGGAUGAUCAGUGUGCCCUGAUGAUCAGUGUAGCCCCAGCAGUGCCACCUGUCAAAGUCCAUCAGUGCCAGCAGUCAGUGCUCAUCAGUUCCACGUGCCAGUGCCCAUCAGUGCCACAUCAAUGCCACAUAGUGCAUACCAGUGCACAUCAAUGCCACAUAUCAGUGCCCAUCUGAGCUGCCUUUCAAUGUCACCCAUCAGUG
Staurois parvus is the source of this 377-nucleotide messenger RNA. Lineage: Eukaryota; Metazoa; Chordata; Amphibia; Anura; Ranidae. The record is from the annotation of a GenBank genome assembly.